Messenger RNA from Cajanus cajan (pigeon pea), 512 nucleotides. RefSeq names its product polcalcin Cyn d 7. The record is from RefSeq and is a predicted model, not a curated record. Gene Ontology annotation, molecular function: calcium ion binding. NCBI's taxonomy places the organism in Eukaryota, Viridiplantae, Streptophyta, Magnoliopsida, Fabales, Fabaceae.
CCCAAUACCCUUUUAAUGCACAUGAUAGUCAAUUUGUCUGGUGAUCGUGAAGAAAAAAAUCAUGGGUGAUAGUGCCGAGUGUGAGCGCGUUUUCAAGCGCUUUGACGUGAAUGGCGAUGGCAAGAUCUCGUUAACCGAGUUUGCGGAAGCUCUCAAAGUGCUUGGCUUAACUUCACAAGAGGAAGUUGAACGUCGAAUGGCAGAGAUUGAUACAGAUGGUGAUGGCUCUAUUACACUGCAAGAGUUGAUUGAAUUUCAAAGUGCCAAUCCUUGCUUGAUGAAUGAAGUUUUGCAGAAACUCUAAUCUUUCAUUAGUUGGUUAAAAUUUCAUCAAAUGUUUUUUCUUCAUUGUAUCAUCUUUUGUUAUUUAACAACUGUUUUGGUUUAUCAUGUGGGGGCAUCGAGGCUUCCUUUGGUUGUUAAUUAUGGGGAGGUAGUUAGUUAGCCUCAAUUCAAUCAACAUCAUGCACCAUUAAUAUUCCAAAUUCUAAAGCCAAUAAAUUUUCAUGGUA